AUGGAAGAACUUGGCAAUAUGGGCAAAGUAGAAGAAUCAAUGAAACUGUCAAAGACGGUCGAAGACUUAAGAGCCCGCAAGGCUGAGCUUGAGAGCCAAACCGAUUUUCGUCUUGCUGGACCUGGGUCGAAUGCUGCUAGGCUUCGAGUAUGUGAAGACUGUGGUGCACAGUUGAAUAUUAUGGACCACGAGUCCCGUAUAGCUGAUCAUUUUGGUGGAAAAAUGCAUUUGGGAAUGGUAGAAUGCCGAGAGAAAUAUGCAGAAAUGAAGGUGGGUUGA
This is a messenger RNA of Strongylus vulgaris, 279 nucleotides long. The record is from the annotation of a GenBank genome assembly. Lineage: Eukaryota; Metazoa; Nematoda; Chromadorea; Rhabditida; Strongylidae.